This is a messenger RNA of Tachysurus vachellii, 2964 nucleotides long. RefSeq lists its product as uncharacterized. Gene Ontology annotation, molecular function: protein binding. The record is from RefSeq and is a predicted model, not a curated record. Bases 236 to 2170 code for a protein of 644 amino acids. NCBI's taxonomy places the organism in Eukaryota, Metazoa, Chordata, Actinopteri, Siluriformes, Bagridae. The transcript is spliced from 15 exons.
ACAAACGCACCUCUUCACCUGAGAGCUACUAAAACACACUAAGACUGAUGUGAUGUUAUUAAUCACAUGAGAAAAGUUACAUCUUAGAUCAGACGUUUUGGAGUUACAAACUUUACUCAGUAUCUCAGUAUCUUUUCUUUCCGCUUGACUUCUACAGGCCUGAGAGACGGAGGGUUCAGCUGUAACAUUGUUUUAAAGAGUGUGAGUAUACACAAGCGAGAGUCACAGCACAACAAUGUCCAGAGAUGAGCCUGGAAGGAGAGCCAGUUCACGCUCUAUAGAACUAGUUACUAACUUCACAGGAUCUAAUGAGUCGGGAAGAAUGCCCCAAAGCCCGGCGUCUCCGAGCGCCCAGUCCCAGACCAGUGAGAGCUCAUCUGUCUUUUAUUCUGAUUCUGAGGAACCCUGCGGCACCACAAUGUCCAGAGAUGAGCCUGGAAGAAGGAGAGCCAGUUCACGCUCUAUAGAACCAGUUACUAACUUCACAGGAUCUAAUGAGUCGGGAAGCACCACAAUGUCCAGAGAUGAGCCUGGAAGAAGGAGAGCCAGUUCACGCUCUAUAGAACCAGUUACUAACUUCACAGGAUCUAAUGAGUCGGGAAGCACCACAAUGUCCAGAGAUGAGCCUGGAAGAAGGAGAGCCAGUUCACGCUCUAUAGAACCAGUUACUAACUUCACAGGAUCUAAUGAGUCGGGAAGAAUGCCCCAAAGCCCGGCGUCUCCGAGCGCCCAGUCCCAGACCAGUGAGAGCUCAUCUGUCUUUUAUUCUGAUUCUGAGGAACCCUGUGGCACCACAAUGUCCAGAGAUGAGCCUGGAAGAAGGAGAGCCAGUUCACGCUCUAUAGAACCAGUUACUAACUUCACAGGAUCUAAUGAGUCGGGAAGCACCACAAUGUCCAGAGAUGAGCCUGGAAGAAGGAGAGCCAGUUCACGCUCUAUAGAACCAGUUACUAACUUCACAGGAUCUAAUGAGUCGGGAAGCACCACAAUGUCCAGAAAUCAGCAUGAAGCAACAAGCGGAAGUAACACCAGAGCCAGUUUAUGUGCCACAGAUGCAGAUGUUAAAUAUAAAGAUUUAGAAAGCCUGCCGUUCUACAGGUCGGGGUCUCUGAGGUCCACGAUGUCCUCUAAGAGCAUUAGUUCUCUAAGUUCAGUGCCUGAAAUACUGGAUGAUGACAUCAGAAUGUUCCACAGGCCGGAGUCUCCGAGCGCCCAGUCCCACCCAAGUGAGACCUCUUCUGUUAGCAGAGACUCAGGGAUCACUCACUCAACAGACUGCAGCCGCUUAUCCAUUUGUAGAGCAGAGGACCUCAGUGAAGAGCCUCCUCAGUCCGCUGGACUGCAUGAUGUGGCCUGUGACUUUUGCACAGAAAAGAAAAAUAAAGCCUGGAAGUCGUGUUUGAUUUGCCUUCGUUCCUUCUGCGAAAGACAUGUGAGGGAUCACUACAGAUACAAAGAGCUGGAAGAACACCAGCUCGUGGAAGCGGCCGCAGAUCUGAAUGUAUAUAAUAAGUUGGCCGAGCUGAAGCAAAACAUCAGAACCCUGAGUGAAGAGAACCGGGCGCUGAGAGAGAAAUUAAACUCCUUGGAACAAAGAAGCAGCACACCGAGACUUCCUGCUUAUAUCUGUAAAGGAAAAACCCCCACAGCAGCCAACGUAGUUUUGGAUCCUGAGACGGCUCACCGCUCGCUCAUCCUCUCCCACAACGGUAAACAAGUGAGAAUGGGCCAAAAAAAUAAAGUCAAGCCUGGGCCUCAAAGGUUCGACAGGUGGGAGUGUGUGCUCGCUAAAAACGGCUUCAGCUCAGGACGACAUUACUGGCAGGUGGAGGUGAAUAAAGAGUUCACGAUCGGCGUGACGAAGAGUUCGGCACAGAGGAAUAGUCGUUUCGCCUUCGCUCCCCUUCAGGGCUACUGGUGCAUCUUCCACUUCUGGCUCUCGUUCUCAGCCCUGGAAGAUCCUGUGGUGCGACUUCCCAUGAGCUCUGUGCCCCAAGUGUUAGGCGUGUGUGUGGACGUGGACGAAAAGUGGGUGACGUUUUACAACGCCGUGACCAAAGAGAAAAUCUACACCUUCAAAAACAUGAAGCUGGCACCUGAAGAUCAGGUCUACCCCAUCUUCCGCACAGUGGAGAAAAGCAUGGACCUUCAGAUUAACACUGUGGUCUGAACACAGAUAAAAAGGUUCAUCCUGCUGUGAGUAGCUGUAGUUCAUUUGAGGUCCUGUAGUAAGCACUCAUGUUGAGAAACAUCUGCUUUACUUUGGUUUUAUUGAAACACUUGCUCUUCAUUCUGAGAUUCUAAACACUCCAAUUCUAAAUGCUUUCAUUUUGUUACACAUCUACCAUGAGGUGGUGGAGACAAGAUUUCUUUCAGGUUGUCCUUUUGUCCAUUCCUCUGAGAUCAUCACGAGCAGCAGAAGAACUGAUUCCACUGUGGAAUUGAUCCAGACAGGCUGAAGGUCACAGCAAGGGCAGAUGUUGAACUGUGAUCAUGUGAUAUUUUCCUUAUGACUGGUAGUGAAGGAGCUUCUCCCUGAACUUGUGAUGAGCUUUUUUCAGCUGGUAAAAUGGAUAUUUGGUUCCUCUUUUUUUCUAAUUUAAUGAAAAAUGUGUUUGGUUUUUAUUUUAACUGAGUAAGAUGCUGGUGCAGCACUCACACUUUUACUGAACUGGUCGCUCUGGUAGCUCCACCCCUGGGAGCUGUGCUCUUUUGACUCUGUGCUAUGUGUGAUGGGUCUACAGAGGGUUCCACAGAGCUUCUGUCAUGACUCUGUGAUCCUGGUGAGUGUGAGAGACAGGAGCAGGUUCUCCAGGAGGAACAGAGUUACGACGUGAAAUGAUGAAGGAUCUGUGAAUAGUUUUAGAAACACUGCCAUAGAGCCAAACAAACACGACUCACUGUUAGUUCUGCGUCUUGUCACUUUCCUUUAAAUCUGAGCUAAUAAAUGUUUUAAAGACAGAA